Molecule: messenger RNA, 1856 nt
Organism: Haliotis rufescens (red abalone)
Lineage: Eukaryota; Metazoa; Mollusca; Gastropoda; Lepetellida; Haliotidae
Exons: 2
Coding region: 631-1782 (383 amino acids)
Source: RefSeq, a predicted model, not a curated record
GAACCAAAACAAGAUGGCACCCACUGGUGGUCUCUCCAGCUCAUAGAGGUUUUGUGUCAACACAUCACUCCAAGAACAUGUCAUCAACAACACACAGGAGCUCUGGUGCUGCUGACCACUGCUGUGUUCUGUGUGGUGUUGAUGGAGCUGAUGUGAAACUGUCUUCAAAAGGACUUUUCAUCUUUGAUUGCAGUAUCAAUGAAACGUGAAGUUGACAUUCACACUCAGAUUACAGUGAAUAAUGACUACAUGUAUUUUGUACAUGAGAGUUGUUGAAAGACAUACACAGCAAACAAGAACAUUUACAAAGCCAUCAAAACUCAGUCCACUGCCACAUGUCAAACAGCCACAAGGGUUUUGCGAACUCUGAACUCCAAUUUCAACUUUGAAACUCAUUGUUUAAUAUGUGCCAAAGAAAUUGAUUUUGUUAAGGGACCUCGUUAUCCAAGCCAGUCCUCUGCUGUGAGCAGUAUUGAGUAUGUCAACAAUAUUGGAAAAACAAGCAUCUUACAAAAUACACUGUUACAAGUUUGUAACCAGAGACUUGAUAAGGAAUCAGUAGAAAUCAAGGCUAGGAUUGCAAUGGCAGGUGAUAUUCGUGCAGUUUAGGCUAAAUAUCAUAGACCAUGCAUGCAGAAGUUCUUGUCAGCACAUGGUAAAAGUGACACCAAUACCAAAAAUGAGGACACAGCAAACAGUACUGCUUUCUCAGCAUUAUGCAGGUGGUUAUCCUUCCAACAAAACAGUCAGUUCACCAUACAGGAUUUGCAGAGCAGGCUGGCAUCUUAUCUUGCCGAAGAUGUGGAACCAUACAGCAUUAAACAUCUGCAGCGCCGUCUUCUUGAACACUUUGGUGCAAAGGUGACUAUAGCAGAAGUUGAAGGAAGAGCAAAUGUUGUUACUUUUGUUGACAAAGCAGCAACUAUUCUGCAAAACUCCUAUCAUGAAGAUGACAGUGAUAAAGAUGACACAUUGCAACAAGACAGAAUGUUAGGAUGUCAUAUCAGAAAGCGUUUGGAAGGUCUCAAGAAGACAGACUUGUUUUAUCCUUGUCCUCAAGACACUGACAUUGACAAACUUGAGAAUGAGGUUCCUGAUGUCCUCCUUGUAUUUGUGAGAAGUCUAAUGAGAAAAGCCACCACAGAAACUGCCUUUGAAAAACAACGUCUUGAAGUUGUUUCUCACUGUCAUGCAUUGAUGCAAGCUUCAGCUCCAAACCCUUAUCUAUCCCCUUUGAUGCUCUCCACUGGCGUUUUCAUCCACCAAACAAGAAGAUCCAGAGUGCUGCUGAAUGUUUUUUUUAGUCUUGGCUUCUCUGUGUCUUAUGAUCAAGUAAUGGAUUUUGAGAAAUCAGCUGUAGUAAGCAAGUCUGUUGAAGAUCUUCCACCUGGAAUCGAGGCACAGGACCAAGGUGGUGGUUUUUGUCAGUGGGUGGCUGACAACUUUGACUACAAUGAGGACACUGUUACUGGACACAAUUCAACACAUGUCAUGGGUAUUAUUGCUUGCCAAACCCAAGCUUCCAAGCCAACAAUUACUGUUCAGCGUAAGAAGAAAACAUCUGCUGAUAUUGCAUCUUCUGGUGACUUUGGUCAUAUAAUACAACCUUAUAGUAGGGAGGUCAGGCACGGCAGCCAUCUUGUUUUUUUAAAGAAAUUAAUCAAGUUUCAUCACAUUUCAGCUUCAUUGACAGAAAUAAGAAGAAGAUACAUGCUUAUGAAGAAUGUCUUAAUAAAACAUUAUGCCUAUUCUUGUGUUGUUCUCUUUGUUAUUUCACCAUGAAUAGAAUGUUUAUUCAAGUAUGCAGCUUCUUUUGAUUACCGGGUAUGUCAGCUUUUUGCCAAAAUGGCACCAUC